Messenger RNA from Aspergillus piperis CBS 112811, 198 nucleotides. RefSeq lists its product as uncharacterized. The annotation marks the transcript as partial. The transcript is spliced from 3 exons. The record is from RefSeq and is a predicted model, not a curated record. NCBI's taxonomy places the organism in Eukaryota, Fungi, Ascomycota, Eurotiomycetes, Eurotiales, Aspergillaceae.
AACAAGGGUUUGCGUCAGUGGCUGCAAAUUGACAGCCAAAAACAGCAGGCCUUUAGCAUUCUCAAAAUACAUUUGUUGAUAAAGUGGUCUGGAAUCAACUGGGUCCGUGAAGCCUGUACCUCUCGGCAACGAUACGAAGGGCAGUUCCCUGGUUCACAAGGUGGUUUCCCAAUGCGUCGAAAAGCCACGAAGGAAGCC